GUGGAGGCGGAAGCGGGGACUUGGACAGAUUGUAAACUGCUACUAAACACUUUUACUUUACGUGUUUCUUUUUUUUUGCUCCCUACAGGUUCUUGUUUGGAGUAUGGACAUUCAUGCUGGGGUGCGCAUGGAAAACGUUCAGCUGGCCAAGAGAUUACACGCCAUAAAGGCCAACGGGAUUCUGAGCCAAGAAAUCUACACGGCAACCAGCUAAAUCUGUUGGGUGAAGAUAACGUAAAUGAAAUUUUUUCAAACAAGUUCGAUAUCGAUGAGGUACCCACUUCGGCAGAGAGUUCAUCGCACAACGCUUUGAGUGCCGAAGAUUUCUCGGCCGGCUCGAAUGAUUCUAGCAAAGCACGCAUGAGAUUACGGCGGCUGAAAUUUACGGCGCACCCAAGUUCGGGUGACAGCAAUUUCUCACCGAUCGACAACAGCAAACGUGAAAGCAUUGCUGCUGACUCGCGUGAAGAACUCCAACGGCACCUACAACCGCCGCGACAGACACAACAGCAACGCAAGUAUCCCAAAUAUGUUGAACGUUGGAGAAAGUUGCCCAUAUUUGGAUUGCGGCAUACUUUCGGCAAUUCACCGUUGGCGUUGACUGAUGCCGUAUCACUCGAGUUACCAGAUCGAAAUGCCGAGAGUGAGUUUAUUCAACAAUUUGGACCGCUGGCAGGCGGAAGAAGAUUGGAUGACAUCGGAGUUUAUUAUGACUUUCAAUAGAACUCGAAACUGCAAAGAUUGAUCGAGUAAAUGGUUGAUGACUUAACGGACACACACAGAGUCGUGGAUGACUACUACAGCAAAGUUAAUUAAAAGAUGAGAUAUUCGUCAAAAUAAGCGCAUGUAAAUACAAACUUACACACAUUCGCAUGCCAAAUAUGUUGGCUUCAAGUGCACAAAAUGUUAAACAAUAUUAAAUACUAAAAUAUUGGAACCACACACAUACUUACUUUCAAAGGCUCUAAAUGUAAACAUUUUAUUGUAAGAAAAAUAUUUUUGUGUAUUUUACGCGUUGAUUAAGCUAAUACUAUCUAUGUAUAAGAAGCAUUGUAAAUUUUUUUUUCCAAAAUUCCUCUAAAUGUAUUUUGCCGUAUUUUCGUUUAUACACAGGCUACGUGUACACUUAUACAAACAACUCGUUCAGGUUACAAUCGCCUCUAAUUU
Rhagoletis pomonella (apple maggot) is the source of this 1167-nucleotide messenger RNA. RefSeq names its product neuropeptide CCHamide-1 (gene CCHa1). The annotation marks the transcript as partial. The transcript has 3 exons. NCBI's taxonomy places the organism in Eukaryota, Metazoa, Arthropoda, Insecta, Diptera, Tephritidae. The record is from RefSeq and is a predicted model, not a curated record.